UUCCUGCCCACCGUUUGGCACCAUUAACAGCGCCCCAGUUUUCAAUUCUGGCCAUCACAUUCGCACGUCACAACUAACACCUCCGUUUUCUUACCUCUUCGACUCUUCUUCGUCAUAAUAAAUACACACACAACACAAACAGACACUAGUAGUAAAGCAAAAACAAGCUUUGAAUUUGGUAUCUUAGGGUUCUUACUUUCAACGGAUCGAUUGCCAUUCUUUCUAUUGGACCAACUCACAUUGUAACAGGUGGAAAUUGUUUCUGAUUUCCACCAGAAACCCCGCGAUUCUCUCACUGGUUGUUUUUCUGGGUGCAUUGAGGUAGGUCGAGGGGGGUGAUGGUGAAGAAGGAAAUUGAGAAGAAGAAGAAGAAGAAGGAUAGCGGUUUGCGAUGGGUUUGUGUGGCGGUUGCUCUUGUCGGCGUCUUUGUUGCCGUGACCAUGUCUUCCAAAACUUCUUCAAGAAUUCCUCUCUUCAGUGCAUGUCCCUGUUCCCCGGGUGAACCAAAGUAUAGUGGCAUGGUGGAGGAUUGUUGUUGUGACUAUGAAACUGUGAAUCGUCUUAAUGAGGGAGUGUUACACCCAUCCCUUCAAGAGCUUGUGAAAACUCCAUUUUUUCGAUAUUUUAAGGUCAAGUUAUGGUGUGACUGUCCAUUUUGGCCCGAUGAUGGCAUGUGUAGGUUGCGAGAUUGUAGUGUUUGUGAAUGUCCGGAAAAUGAGUUCCCCGAGUCAUUCAAGAAGCCUGGUCGCCUUUCACUAAAUGACCUUGUUUGUCAAGAAGGAAAACCUGAGGCAGCUGUUGACCGUACAUUAGAUAGUAAAGCUUUCAGAGGAUGGACUGAAAUAGACAAUCCCUGGACAAAUGAUGAUGAGACUGACAAUGAUGAGAUGACAUAUGUGAAUCUCCAAUUGAAUCCCGAAAGGUACACUGGUUACACUGGUCCAUCUGCGAGAAGGAUAUGGGACGCUGUCUACUCCGAAAACUGCCCCAAAUAUCCAUCUGAAGAAUUAUGCCAGGAAGAAAAGAUUUUGUAUAAAUUGAUAUCAGGCCUUCACUCCUCCAUUUCAGUACACAUAGCUGCUGAUUAUCUACUUGAUGAAGCUAUGAAUUUGUGGGGACAAAAUCUUAGCUUGUUGUAUGACCGAGUCCAUAAAUACCCUGAUCGGGUCAGAAAUCUGUACUUCACAUUUCUCUUUGUCCUUCGAGCAGUAACAAAAGCUGCAGAUUAUCUGGAACAGGCCGAGUAUGAUACUGGUAACCCUAUUGAGGAUCUUAAGACACAAUCCUUGAUAAAACAGCUACUUUACAACCCUGAACUUCAAGCUGCAUGUCCAGUUCCAUUUGAUGAGGCUAAGCUGUGGAAAGGCCAACGUGGACCCGAGUUAAAACAGAAAAUUCAACAUCAAUUCAGAAACAUCAGUGCACUGAUGGAUUGUGUAGGAUGCGAGAAGUGUCGAUUAUGGGGAAAGCUUCAGGUUCUUGGUCUGGGGACUGCAUUAAAGAUUCUCUUCUCGGAUGAUGGUCAAGAAAACCUUGGUCGAACGCUACAGUUGCAAAGGAAUGAAGUAAUUGCAUUGAUGAAUCUUCUUAACCGACUUUCAGAAUCUGUGAAAAUUGCCAAUGAAAUGGGACCUGCAGCUGAAAGAAUCGUGGAAGGAUCUCCAACAUUGACUGGCCCAUUGAAAAAAGUUUGGUCCAAACUGCUUAAAUCAUAGGAUGUAAUUGGUGACAGUUCUGUUGUUAACUUUUCACAUGAUCAGGCUUUAGUAGUAAGGAAACCAUAGUCAUGGUUUCAAAAUUUUGCGAGGAUGUGAAAGCUAUGUGAAAUAUCUCAAACAUUGACAAUAAAUAUUUGAAUAUAGAAUGGAAAAAAAAAUAGAAAUUAAUAGAAGAUAUUAUACUUGGGACGUGAGCCCAUCUUUCACUUUCA
Molecule: messenger RNA, 1930 nt
Organism: Arachis stenosperma
Lineage: Eukaryota; Viridiplantae; Streptophyta; Magnoliopsida; Fabales; Fabaceae
Product: endoplasmic reticulum oxidoreductin-2-like
Exons: 10
Coding region: 339-1715 (458 amino acids)
Biological process (GO): protein folding in endoplasmic reticulum
Cellular component (GO): endoplasmic reticulum membrane; endoplasmic reticulum
Molecular function (GO): thiol oxidase activity; protein-disulfide reductase activity; FAD binding
Source: RefSeq, a predicted model, not a curated record